AUUACAGUGAUGUUGUGGUUUUAGACCAGUAAAAGUUGUGUUUAAACUGGUGCUUUCGUGUUAUUUGUUUUGUUUUGAAUGCAGAACCCCGUUAUGGCCACCCAGGUAAUGGGGCAGUCUUCCGGAGGAGGUGGUCUGUUCACCGGCAGUGGCACCAUGGGCAUGGCCUUGCCUAACGACAUGUAUGACUUGCCUGAUCUCUCCAGAGCUGAACUGGCUGCGCCUCAGCUCAUCAUGUUGGCAAAUGUGGCCUUAACUGGGGAAGUAAACGGCGGCUGCUGUGAUUACCUGGUUGGCGAAGAAAGACAGAUGGCAGAAUUGAUGCCUGUAGGGGAUAACAACUUUUCAGAUAGUGAUGGAGAAGGACUUGAGGAGUCUCCUGAGGUAAAAGGCGAGCCCAGUGGGCUGGAAAACAUGGAACUGGAGAGUUUGGAACUCAGUGUUGUCCAACCACGGCCCGUGUUUGAGGUGUCAGCUGCCUCAGAACCGUACAGCGCAAAUAAAGAUCUUCCUCGGGAAACACCUGUAGCAGAGGACAAAUGCAAGAACUUGAAGACCAAGCCCUUUCGCUGUAAACCAUGCCAGUAUGAAGCAGAAUCUGAAGAACAGUUUGUGCAUCACAUCCGAGUUCAUAGUGCCAAGAAAUUUUUUGUGGAGGAAAGUGCAGAGAAGCAAGCCAAAGCCAGGGAAUGCGGCUCUUCCACUGGGGAAGAGGGAGAUUUCUCCAAGGGCCCCAUUCGCUGUGACCGCUGUGGCUACAAUACCAAUCGCUAUGAUCACUAUACUGCUCACCUGAAACACCACACCCGAGCCGGGGACAAUGAGCGAGUCUACAAGUGCAUCAUCUGCACGUACACCACAGUAAGCGAAUAUCACUGGAGGAAACACUUGAGAAACCAUUUUCCAAGGAAAGUAUACACAUGUGGAAAAUGCAAUUAUUUUUCAGACAGAAAAAACAAUUAUGUUCAGCAUGUUCGAACUCAUACAGGUAAGAGGACC
Molecule: messenger RNA, 999 nt
Organism: Physeter macrocephalus (sperm whale)
Lineage: Eukaryota; Metazoa; Chordata; Mammalia; Artiodactyla; Physeteridae
Product: RE1-silencing transcription factor-like
Exons: 1
Biological process (GO): negative regulation of neuron differentiation; negative regulation of DNA-templated transcription; positive regulation of transcription by RNA polymerase II
Cellular component (GO): nucleus; transcription repressor complex
Molecular function (GO): transcription cis-regulatory region binding; DNA-binding transcription repressor activity, RNA polymerase II-specific
Source: RefSeq, a predicted model, not a curated record